AUGCCUCCCAACCAUGGCCUGGACUGGCGAGACAGCAAUGUCGAGCUCGUAGGGUCAGAUCUUGACCACAAAGUCAAGUACAACUCGGCUGCCACGGAGCCCGCCUGGCAGGGGCUCGGCGAGCAGCCGGGGCUCCGUGUUUGGCGCAUCGAGAACUUCCAGGUCGUCGCCUGGCCUGAGGACAAGUACGGCCAGUUCCACGAGGGAGACAGUUACAUAUGCGUCCACUCCUUCAAGCUCGGGGACAAACUCGGCCACGACAUCUUCUUCUGGCUCGGCUCCAAGACGACCCAGGAUGAGGCUGGCACCGCCGCCUACAAGGCCGUCGAGCUCGACGAGUUCCUCCACGGCGUCGCCACCCAGCACCGCGAGCUCCAGCGCGAGCCGUCCGACGACUUUGCCGCCCUCUUCCCCCGCAUCCGCAUCCUGGCCGGGGGCGUCCGCUCCGGCUUCACCCACGUCGACACGGACACCGAGGAACCCGAGGACUUCUCCAUGCUGCUACGGGUCUUCAAACACCCAACCUCGCGCCGCGCGGAUGCCGUCAUCGUGCACGAGGUCGAGCCCCAGUGGCAGAGUUUGGACGAGAACGACGUCUUCAUCUUGCAGCGUCCCGACAAGAUCUGGGUGUGGCAAGGCAAGAAGUGCAGCCCCAUGGAGAAGGCCAAGGCAGCCCAGGUCGUCCACGACCUCACCUUAGCCAAGCACAUCGACGUCGAGGUGCUUUCCGAGGCUGAGGCCAGGUCCAGGACAAUUGUGAGCAUGCUCGGAGGUGAUCAGGAUACCACUGGGCCAUUCCAAGCAGCUCGGCCCAUGGCGGCCUCUCGCGGUUCCAACGCUGCCCAGCGCCCACGCAAGCUAUUCCGGCUGUCGGAUGAAGCAGGCAAGCUGCAGUUCAACAAGGUGCGCGAGGGCAGCUCGAUUGGAAAGGGCGAUCUGGUCAGCGACGAUGUUUUCGUGCUUGACACUGGAAGUGGAGUCUGGGUCUGGCAGGGUGCUCAGGCAAGCAAGGCUGAAAAGGCCGCCUGGAUCCGAGUGGCAGAGUCGUACGUCCGAAGUCUGGAGGACGACACUUCCCCAUCGUCAACCGCGUACCUGGCCCCUAUCUCAAAGGUGGUGGAAGGUCAUGAGCCUGCUGCUUUCCUGCGAGCGCUAGAAGCAUGACAGUGCAAUAGGUGGUGGCUUGGGUA
Microdochium trichocladiopsis is the source of this 1190-nucleotide messenger RNA. Its product is annotated as putative actin-binding protein Fragmin. NCBI's taxonomy places the organism in Eukaryota, Fungi, Ascomycota, Sordariomycetes, Xylariales, Microdochiaceae. The transcript is spliced from 2 exons. Gene Ontology annotation, molecular function: actin filament binding. The coding region runs from base 1 to 1164 and encodes 387 amino acids. The record is from RefSeq and is a predicted model, not a curated record.